AUCGAGAGUUCUCGCAAAUAAAAACGAACAAGAGACGGAAAACCGAUCUGCACUGUUCUUCCUCUCCUCCAAAAGAAGACGAUGACGACGACGAUGGCAAUGAUAAUUACAAUGUCUUUGUUGGUGAGGGAAAAGUUGAAAAGAGGCGCUGGCAAUGCUGGAGAGGUGAAGAAAAAUGUGAGUUCCCAUAUCCAUUUGAAUAUCAUCAGUGACUGCUACCGAGAAAAUGCAAGACUUCCAGCCAACUAGAGUCUUAGGUCAUCCAGCGUCCGAAAGAUUGGAAGAUCGGUACGAUACUUUCCCAGAUAUCCGCGUCUACAUGGUUUGCCCCCGGGCUCUUGCUUGUCUCCAGACACUUCAACUAUUUCUGCGCCAUUCUUCUCAGGAACGAUUCUCUCUCGGGUAUGUCAGAUCGCUCUGUGCGUUAUUUGAAUGGCUCGAGAUUACAAUAAUGAAACAUUUGACAAUUAUAAUGACGGUGACGAUCAUGUCGGUUUCCUCUGUCCAAUCCGUUGCGCCUAAGAAAGUAGCCAAGGGUAAGGCAUCCAUACGGGAACGAACUACCAUAUGUGAAGGCAGUGCAAGCCCGCGAAGCAUUUAUAAUUCAAGCACAAGGUGCUAUCAAACGAUUAGAAGGCAUGGAAAUUCCUGGCCCUGACUCGGAGGUGCUUGAGAUGACAAAGGAGCAAAACCACAUGGCAUCGUCCGCGAAGGGCAAAGAGAGAGAAUCGACGCCCUUGGCUACAUAUAUUUUCUAGGUCACUAAUUGCUACAUGCCUGUCCCCCGAUCUGUUCCAAUC
Molecule: messenger RNA, 800 nt
Organism: Suillus subalutaceus
Lineage: Eukaryota; Fungi; Basidiomycota; Agaricomycetes; Boletales; Suillaceae
Exons: 2
Coding region: 227-658 (143 amino acids)
Source: RefSeq, a predicted model, not a curated record